UACCAUCUUCAUUACCUUUUUUCCAGGACAUUGAUCACAGUCCAUAACAUAAACAAAUCAAAUUGGAAAAGUGUUAAUCAUUUGCCUGUUUAUAUUGCGAAUAGCUCUCCGAAAAUCCACUUAUUUUAGAAAAAGGAUUAUGGAUCCCAAUACAAAAUUUUAUCCUUUAAUAAGCUCUAUUCAAAAAGUGGCACUUUUCGAAACAAAAUCGAAACUAUACCUGAUAGGAAGCAACAGUAGGGAAUCCCGCUUUCGACUGUUGGAAGUUGACCGAAAAUCCAAAGAGCUCCUCAUCCACGAAAAUGCCAACGAGCUGAAGAAGAGUGACAUUCGCAAAUUUGUCCAAUCUCGCUCGUUCAUCCGAUCGAUUAGCGCUUACGGAGUGCUGGGAUUCGUCAAGUUUCUGGAGGGUUACUACCUUAUCCUGGUCACCAAACGAACCCGCUGUGCAUUCAUUGGGAAGCAUAUAAUAUAUACAAUUAAAGACACCGCCAUGAUUCGUGUCAACGAGGCUCCGGUAGGAAAGCAAAUUCACCCUCUCGAGCAGCGCUAUGUGAAAAUGUUCAACAAUGUGGACUUGAAAAGUAACUUCUACUUCAGCUACAGUUAUGAUUUGACGAGAACUUUGCAGUACAAUGUUUCGGUUCCGAAAUUUGUCGGCGUUCAAUGUGACAUCGAACGGGAUGAGCCACUGUUGUGGAAGAAUAGUAGCAAGGAAAAAGCAACUUACGCAUUUCGUGGAGUGUCACGAAAUCGUUUUGUAUGGAAUGCCUACCUGUUGAAGCCGAUGGGUAAUAUUUUGCACAAAGAUUGGAAGCUAGAGGUUAUUCAUGGUUUCAUAAGUCAGUCGAGCAUCAGCAUUUUUGGGCGACCGAUUUAUGUGUGCUUGAUUGCCAGAAGAAGCACCCGAUUUGCCGGUACCAGAUUCCUGAAACGUGGUGCUAAUUAUUUUGGAGAUGUGGCUAACGAGGUGGAAACGGAACAGAUUGUGCUUGACGGCACUCGAAUGUGCAGUUUCACACAGCUCCGAGGUUCUGUUCCUUCCCACUGGUCUCAAGAUGUUAGCAAAAUGGUUCCAAAACCGCAAAUAGCUCUCGACGUGUCGGAUCCGUAUGGUGAAACUGCUGGAAAACAUUAUCAGCGCCUAAUGUUCCACUUUGGAUCGCCAAUAAUUAUUCUCAACCUAGUGAAAAAGCGUGAAAAAAGACGUCAUGAGAGUGUACUGAGUGAAGAAAUGGUCGGGAGUGUUGAUUAUCUGAAUCAGUUCGUUCCCCCGAACUCUCGAAUCAAAUACAUCGAUUUCGAUAUGGCCAGGAAAAGUCGAGGCAAAGGUAAUGUGAUGGAGCGAUUGGCCAAAUACGCCGAGAACGUUAUCCAGCAAACAGGAAUUUUCUUCCUCGACGAAGAGAUAUCAACCCAGCAAACGGGAAUCGUACGAGUGAAUUGUGUAGAUUGUUUAGAUCGCACAAACACGGCUCAGUUUGCUAUCGGGAAAUGCGUACUUGCACAUCAGUUGCACGAGUUGGGUUUCUUGAAGGAACGUAAAUUGGAAUUUGAAUCGGAUUGUAUAACAAUGCUGGAAAAUUUAUAUGAAGAUCACGGCGAUACAUUGGCACUACAAUAUGGUGGAUCGCAAUUAGUCCAUCGUAUAAAAACAUACCGUAAAACUGCGGCUUGGGCAUCACAGGGUAAUGAUAUCAUCCAAACGCUCAGUCGAUAUUGCAGCAAUACUUUCAGCGAUACAGAAAAGCAACAUAGCAUUAAUUUGUUUUUAGGUUACUAUAUCCCAUCGGAAUCCGAAGUCAAUAAAUCUACACACAUUUGGGAUUUGGAGACUGAUUUUUACAUUCACAACUCGAGAGUAGAUGUUAUCCGCAAAAUAUCUCCAGAACCACUAACGCAAUGGGUUCGACCGUUCGUGAUGAUGAACCUGCCAAACUCAACAAGUGAUAACAACCGAGUUGUGAAUGAGCUGAUCAAAAUUCACACCGCCGAUGUGGAAAUAAUCGACUACUAUUCCAAUUUCUAUUAUACUUUUAAAAUAACUUCAUUUGAGGAGAAUAUUGCUUACCAACUAAGUCAUUUUGCGCGGAAUUUCGUUCCGACUUUCCGCACGAAUUUCAGUCCAUUCGAGCCGGUCCGAAGACGGGAUAGUGUAACCAUGAAGAAUCCAUCACUUUCGGGACAAUCUUCCACUGGGUCUACAAACAGCUCUUCGUCCAGUUUGGAUGAGGACUCAGACUCUGAAGAUGACGACCGAAGCCUUAGAAACACUGCUCCAAGCAGUAGUGCCAACAGUAGCAGGGCCGAAGACCCGGUGACGAUCAACAGCAUGUUUCCAAUGACCGGGGACAUAUAUGGGUUUGAAAUCAAACCACCCAAAAAGGCAGAUAUGAUGAAGUAUCAGAAAUACGUUCAAAUGAAUAGAAUUUGUUAUCCAAAUAAAUAUUCGAAAUACGAGCAGAAGCAGACACAGCCGGAGGAAAUCAUUGUGCAGAUUCGGGCUAUCUACGCCCGAACUGAUUCCAAAUUGUGCGCAUUGACAGAGGAUAUAGAAAUACCGACAGUGAGUGCGGAAAGUCUUGCGAUCUAUGAAAAAUACUGUCAGAUAGCACAGAACGCUAUGGUGUCCAAAGGAAUCGAUCCCGUUAUACAGAGAUAUGUGGAUAUGUACAACUAAUUAGAAAAGGAAUAGUCAUCAUUUUCUGGACGUGAAUAAUAUGCACAUUGUAGAUAACAUCGAACUUUAUAUCUUAUAUGUAUUCAUCGAA
Molecule: messenger RNA, 2771 nt
Organism: Toxorhynchites rutilus septentrionalis
Lineage: Eukaryota; Metazoa; Arthropoda; Insecta; Diptera; Culicidae
Gene: FIG4
Product: polyphosphoinositide phosphatase
Exons: 5
Coding region: 140-2680 (846 amino acids)
Biological process (GO): phosphatidylinositol dephosphorylation
Cellular component (GO): intracellular membrane-bounded organelle
Molecular function (GO): phosphatidylinositol-3,5-bisphosphate 5-phosphatase activity
Source: RefSeq, a predicted model, not a curated record